AGGCUGAGGGCGCCGAGCUCCGGCCCGAGGCACGGGGGCGCCGGCACGGUGACCAUGUCGGCCUCCCUCGUCCGGGCAACCGUCCGGGCUGUGAGCAAGAGGAAGCUGCAGCCCACCCGGGCCGCCCUCACCCUGACACCUUCAGCAGUAAACAAGAUAAAACAACUUCUUAAAGAUAAGCCUGAGCACGUAGGUGUAAAAGUCGGUGUCCGAACCAGGGGCUGUAAUGGCCUUUCUUAUACUCUGGAAUAUACAAAGACAAAAGGAGAUUCUGAUGAAGAAGUUGUUCAAGAUGGAGUCAGAGUGUUCAUCGAAAAGAAAGCACAGCUAACACUUUUAGGAACAGAAAUGGACUAUGUUGAAGACAAAUUAUCCAGUGAAUUUGUGUUCAAUAACCCAAACAUCAAAGGAACUUGUGGCUGUGGAGAAAGCUUUAAUAUUUGAAACCUCAGGACUUCUGGCCAUAAGCCCCAGGGCAGCUCGAAGAGGCCUUUGGGUUUACUGAAGAAACCAAGCGACUGUCACGUGCUUAAUAUGUGGCUGUCUUGCAAAGAAAAUAAAGUGAUGCAUUUUGAAAAUGAAGCCAGUGUGGUGGAUUCCAGAAGAAAUGGUAUUUGUAUUCUCUGUAGGGGACAGAAAAUGAGAAGCCAUUGCUCCUUUUGGAUCAUUUCACUCUCCGCAUCCUUUCUUAGUAGAACCAGUUUCAUUGAAGUUGCCUCCCGAGCACCUGUUCAUCCA
Molecule: messenger RNA, 738 nt
Organism: Carlito syrichta (Philippine tarsier)
Lineage: Eukaryota; Metazoa; Chordata; Mammalia; Primates; Tarsiidae
Gene: ISCA1
Product: iron-sulfur cluster assembly 1
Exons: 4
Coding region: 55-444 (129 amino acids)
Biological process (GO): iron-sulfur cluster assembly
Cellular component (GO): mitochondrion; cytoplasm
Molecular function (GO): 2 iron, 2 sulfur cluster binding
Source: RefSeq, a predicted model, not a curated record